AUCAAUCGAUCCAAAGAACAGGCCAGGGGGGCCGACAGUAGUGGAAUCGGUGGUUCAGGCAUGGCGAGUGCCGGGAGCUCAGCAGACCUCCCAAGAAAGGAGGCAGGCGUGCUUCGAGGGCACGAGGGGGCAGUUUUGGCUGCCCGAUUCAACGCCGACGGAAAUUACUGCCUGAGCUGUGGGAAGGACCGCACCCUCCGCCUCUGGAACCCUCACCGUGGCAUCCACAUCAAGACCUUCAAAUCCCAUGGUCGUGAGGUUCGUGACGUUCAUGCCACCUCGGACAAUGCCAAGCUUUGCUCGUGCGGUGGGGAUCGACAGGUUUUUUACUGGGAUGUUGCGACUGGCCGUGUGAUAAGGAAAUUCCGCGGACAUGAUAGUGAGGUGAAUGCAGUAAAGUUCAAUGAGUAUGGAUCUGUGGUCGUAUCAGCUGGUUAUGAUCGAUCUGUGAGGGCAUGGGAUUGCAGAUCUCAUAGUACUGAGCCUAUUCAGAUUAUCGACACAUUUAUAGACAGUGUCAUGUCUAUUUGCUUGACAAAAACUGAAAUUAUAGCUGGAAGUGUUGAUGGAACUGUUCGCACAUUUGACAUUCGAAUUGGUAGGGAACUUGUUGAUGACUUGAAGCACCCAGUUAAUUGUAUCUCCCUGUCAAAUGAUGCUAACUGUAUACUUGCUAAUUGCUUGGAUUCUACACUCCGUCUUCUUGACAGGACCACUGGUGAACUCCUUCAACAAUACAAGGGCCACAUUUGUAAGUCAUACAAAAUGGAUUGCUGUCUUACAAAUACUGAUGCCCACGUAACUUGUGGAUCUGAAGAUGGUUUUAUUUAUUUCUGGGAUUUAGUUGAUGCAUCCGUAAUUUCAAGAUUCCGGGCCCAUGCCUCUGUUGUGACUAGCGUGAACUACCACCCGAAGGAUUGUUGCAUGCUAACAUCCUCUGUCGAUGGCACUAUCCGCAUCUGGACAGCGUAGUCCUGUCGACUUCAACCAGAUCGCUUAAAUUUCUCUACAUGUAUUGUCAUAUACUUGGUGAAUUUACUUCACUGGUGCUUUGGCGGCGAGCAGUAUUUGUCUUGCAACAGAGUCCAAAGUUCGGAUUAAAAAGAAUUAUAUGAUAAACUUCCAGGUGCUUUAUUUUAUUUUAUUCUUUUAUUUUGUGGCAUAAUGUGGAAGUAGUUAAAAAGAAGGAUGGAUAAGAUGUAUAUUGACGUAGCAUUGCUCAUGCUGUUAUGCACAGUUUUCAUUUUAGUUUACUUUUUGGGAUAAUUACAUGCUUAGCACUUGAAACGUU
Phalaenopsis equestris is the source of this 1291-nucleotide messenger RNA. RefSeq names its product WD repeat domain-containing protein 83. Gene Ontology annotation, cellular component: catalytic step 2 spliceosome. Gene Ontology annotation, molecular function: protein binding. Gene Ontology annotation, biological process: mRNA splicing, via spliceosome. The record is from RefSeq and is a predicted model, not a curated record. The transcript is spliced from 8 exons. The coding region runs from base 61 to 972 and encodes 303 amino acids. Lineage: Eukaryota; Viridiplantae; Streptophyta; Magnoliopsida; Asparagales; Orchidaceae.